ACCUGAUUGAGGACCAUGGGCCUGCUGGACAUCCUGUCGUCCAUAAAAGACCGAGCCGAAAAGUUUCUGAACGAGAAGAACAUAGUGACGGAUUUUCUGGGGAAGGUGGAGGAGAAGACGGGGAUAAAGAAGAAGAUCCUUGCCGGGGGUGCCGUCUCACUGACAGGACUCUACCUGGUGUAUGGAUAUGGUGCCUCCCUCCUCUGCAACCUGAUUGGUUUUGUCUAUCCAGCUUAUUAUUCAAUCAAAGCCAUUGAAAGUCCGAGCAAAGAAGACGACACAAAAUGGCUGACGUACUGGGUGGUGUACGGCGUCUUCAGCCUGGGCGAGUUCUUCUCCGAUAUCUUCCUCUACUGGUUCCCGUUCUACUAUGCUUUUAAGUGUCUCUUCCUGUUGUGGUGCAUGGCUCCGAUGUCCUGGAACGGCUCCCAGAUAAUCUACGACAAAGUGGUACGGCCCAUCUUCCUCCGCCACGAGGCCAUGGUGGACAACAUGGUGAGCAACCUUGGCGGGAGGGCCAUGAGUGCCGCCGAGAACCUUACCAGAGAAGUCCUGACCACCCUGAUAAAGAACAAAGCCCUGGUGACUCCGGGACAGCCGGUCGCUCAGCCUGAACCCAAAAGUUUACCGAGUUCAUCAGCAGCUAAAGUAGCUCCAUCAGAGCCGAGCGAAGAACGACCACAGCAGCAGGAGCUGACAGGAUCCUCCAAGAAGCUACGGAGACCUGGAAGCUUCGAACACCCCUCCCUCCCGGCCUGCUGCUAGACUAGAAGCAUCAGCGCUGAGAGAAAUCAGUUUCCCUGACUGACAUUUUUACAAAUCUGCUGAUUGGUUUUUAAAAUAUCAGCUGCAACAACUAUCGACUCCAACUCCAAGCCACAGGAGAUAAGCUGGAAAAUAAAUAUUAGUCUUGUAUAAAGAGCAAGGAAAUAUAAUAGUGAUCCUUUUGGGAGCUUGAUUUGAUGAAAACAUCAGCAAGAAGAGUUUGAGUUAAGCAUUCAUCAAGUCACGUGCAGGGUUCGCCGUUACAUCACUGAUCCUGGAUGCUCCCUGAUAAAGUCCGGGGCAGGAGUACGGAGCGCAGGAGGUGACUGGACGACGCGUUUUAUAAGUCGCACAUGCACUUUAGUACAGCUCAUGUGUUCUUUAGUAAUGGUGUGUUCACAUUCAACGCAUAGAAUUUUCACCACUUGACUACUUGUGUUUAUUCUUAACACUCCCGAUAAUUAUGUCAUUUGGGUUUCGCAGCGUGACUUCACGUCUGUUCACGUGUUUGCAUUGACUUUGCAAGCGUGCAAAAAGCUCCCUUUACGUUCUCUGUUAACACACAGUAAGACUCACAAGCCGCUGGCGAUGCUCUCCCUCUGCCCAACGGCGUUUCAGUGCUCAGUCAGCGCCGUUAAAGCAUGUGUGCAACUUACUUAAAGGAGCAGUGUGCAGGAUUCAGUGGCAUCUAGCGGUGAAGCUGCAGAUUUCAUCCAACGGAUGACCCCUACCCUCGCCCUCCCCUUCCAAGCAUGCAGGAGAACCUCCGGUCAAGUCGUGGUUCAGCUUCUUUCCUGUUG
Micropterus salmoides (largemouth bass) is the source of this 1565-nucleotide messenger RNA. RefSeq names its product receptor expression-enhancing protein 6-like. The record is from RefSeq and is a predicted model, not a curated record. The transcript is spliced from 6 exons. The coding region runs from base 16 to 765 and encodes 249 amino acids. Lineage: Eukaryota; Metazoa; Chordata; Actinopteri; Centrarchiformes; Centrarchidae.